Molecule: messenger RNA, 3680 nt
Organism: Stomoxys calcitrans (stable fly)
Lineage: Eukaryota; Metazoa; Arthropoda; Insecta; Diptera; Muscidae
Gene: EMC1
Product: ER membrane protein complex subunit 1
Exons: 12
Coding region: 161-2923 (920 amino acids)
Biological process (GO): protein folding in endoplasmic reticulum
Cellular component (GO): EMC complex
Source: RefSeq, a predicted model, not a curated record
UUUUUGACAGCCGACUUAUUUCUUCAUCUCAUCCCCGUUUUUUCACGUUGGGAAAUGGACAGAAUUAGAAUUUUUUAAUUAAAAGAAGUAAAAUAAAUUAAGGCCAAUUGGAAAACCAACUAAAGGGCAAUUUAAGGGUAAUAGAAAGCGUGGUAGUAAAAUGUUCUCUCAAAAUAAAGGCUUGGCUAAGCUGUUAUCAGUUUUUAUGCUGGUGGUCAUAGGUUCUGUGAAUUGUCUAUAUGAAGAUCAAAUAAAAAAAUUUGACUGGAGGACUACCCAAAUUGGACGUUUGGACCAAGCAUAUGUAGAAUUAAAUGGGUUUCAACCGCGUUUGUUGGUGAGCACCAAGGAAAAUGUUAUUGCCUCCCUGUGUCCCAAAAGUGGUGAGGUACUAUGGCGUCAAGUAUUCGAAACUGGCCCAAGGGGUAGCAUAAAGCUAAUGCAGUUGUCUUCAGCGUCUAGCGGUGCUGAUGCAACAGCAGCUGCUCGUCCUGGUUCUGCACAUGGCUUUGAUUUAUUAACGGUGCAAGGCCAUGCACCCGCAUUGAUAAGAGGCUGGAAUGCUAAUACCGGUAACUUAGAAUGGGAGUGGUCCCUCAUGCCAUUACAAACGGAAAAGGCUUUGUCUUCAAUGUGGUUCUAUCAAAAUGCCAUGAUUUAUCACGUGCUGCCUGUGUGGAAAUCACAUUUGGAAGUAACACCUUAUUUUGCUACAUCUGGGCAAGCUACGGGUAAUACAGCAAAAAUAACGGCACCAUGGAUUUCUGAGGAAAAGUGUAUCUUGGCUGGUACAUAUUUCACUUGUAUCGAAGGAAGUCAAUUGAUAAGUUUAGAUUUAACCGCUAACCAGCCACAAGUUAUUAGUAAGGCUUUAGGAGAAACUCCAGUGAAACCCAUCAGGGCUAUGGAGGGCAUCAAUGGUGUUAUUGUUGUUGAUGAUAAACUGGUCGGUGUUAAAGAUGACAUCCCUGUAUGCAAUGCCCUGCGUGGCAAUAGCUUUACUCUGGGACGAUUCAAUAACCAAAACGUUAUUGUUACAGCUAAUGUUAAAGAUAAGUAUCUCAACAUUGAUGGUUAUAUCUCUGAGAGUUGUCAACAAAUAACUGAAUUAACAAACUCUAUGCCAUAUCCCGACCAUUAUGGCUCACCUGUUAUUAAGUCAUUCGAUUGCAAAAUGAACCGCAACAAUGAUGGCAAGGGAUGUUUGUUUAUAACCGAUACUAGCGAUGACAGUAUUUUGGCUGUGCAGCAAUCCAAAUUCCGGUGGACCAGAUCCGAGGCUUUGGCAAAUAUUAUAGCCACAGAAUUCAUUGACUUACCGCUGGCUGACAGUGAAGGAGAAUUGGAGAAAGAAAUGAAAGGCAAAGCUGGUGACGAUACUAGUUUAGAGACAGCUGAUAUUGUCAGUGCUUUUAUUCAUCGGAUCUCUUCACAAGUUCUACACUUCAAAAGUUUACUCUUGCAUGUGAUUGGUUUGGGCUCUAAGCCUUCGGCGACACAAAAAGCGGGCUUAGUACGUGAUGCAUUUGGCUUGCACAAAAUGUUGGUGAUACUUACCAAGAGUGGUAAAGUGUUCGGCAUAGACAAUAUGAGUGGCAAACAGCAUUGGCAGCUUCAUUUGGAUAAUGUGGAAGAGUUUUCGAAUGGGGAACAAAUGCGUUUGCUUAUACAAAGAACCAGCAAACAUUUCCCCCUACAUGCUCUAUGCAUGGUGGUUGCCAAAGAUAAAACCACCGGAAAUGGUGUUUUAUAUCGUUUCAAUCCCAUUACGGGUCAACCUGCAGAGGGUGGUCUGCUGCAAUUGAAUUAUCAAAUCAAACAAUUGUCUAUGUUGCCUGAAACUGAUACAGAUUUUGUGAAGGGCAUAUUGAUCAUGGAUAGCAAUAACAAAGUUCAAGUUUAUCCAGAACAUGCUAAAUCUAAGGCCAAUGGUCUCUACAUGUAUACAGCAAACAAAGCCACCGGUAGCUUAAAUGGUUUCUAUGUAAAAUAUGAGAAUAGUCAAUUAACCACUCUGCCACUGUGGAGUGUUGAUUUGAGUGGCCACAAUGGUGACCAUCAAAUUAUCUCCGUAGCCUCAAAGAAUCCCAUUGAAACUGUGCACUCUCAGGGUCGUGUUAUGCCAGAUCGCUCGGUAUUGUACAAAUACAUUAAUCCCAAUUUGGUGGCUGUAUUCACACAAGCUUCGGACAGCAUACACAAAUAUUUGCUUAAUGUUUAUCUAAUUGAUGUUGUUUCCGGCUCGGUGGUGUUCUCCAUGAUGCAUCGCAAAGUACGUCCACCAUUGCAUGUGGUGCAUUCGGAAAAUUGGUUGGCCUAUGCUCAUUACAAUGACAAAGUUCGACGCACUGAAAUAACAACAAUUGAACUGUAUGAAGGCAAGACACAAGCCAACAGCACUGUAUGGAGUUCUCUAAGAGCACCACCAAUGCCCUUGGUAGAACGUCAAACCUACAUUAUACCAACAUUGGUGACAUCGAUGCGAGAGACUAUCACCGAAAGAGGCAUUACCAGCAAGGAUGUACUAAUUGGUACAGCAAGUGGCUCCAUUGUUGAAUUGCCCUGGGCUUUAUUGGAUCCACGUCGACCCAUAUCAUCAUCAUCAAAUGGUCGCGAAGAAGGAGCCAUGCCCUAUAUACCCGAACUACCAUUACCCACAGAGAAUAUGAUCAACUACAAUCAAACCAUAUCGAGACUAAACUACAUUUAUACAGCACCAAGUGGUUUGGAGAGUACCUGUCUGGUGGUGGCAGCUGGACUAGAUAUGUUUGUUACACGUAUAUCACCCUCAAAAACAUACGAUCUACUGAAGGAAGACUUCGAUUACAUUCUCAUAUCCAUUGUGCUGGUGGUAUUGACAACUGGUUCAUUGGUGGCCAAACAUUUAGCAUCGCGCAAAUCAUUGAAACAAGCUUGGAAAUAGUUUUAUUUUAACUUAAAUGCAUAGACACAGAAUCAGAAUCAGCAAAAGCCACACAAAUUCAACAAACUAAAACUGACUUUUAUAGCAGCAUUAAAUUAAAUUAAAUUUUUAUAUAUAUCUGUAUAUGUAUAUCAAGGUUACAUAGGAAAAUUAUUAAAACAAGAAAAAAAAACACUUUUCAUCCAUCUUAUUCCUUUCUCUAUCUCUCACACACUCUCGCUGUCCCCCUGAUAAACUAAACUUCUGUUAAAUUUAUAUGGGUGUGUAUGCUCAUCAUUGAAUAAACACAUUUAGAAUUCUUUAUAGUUUUUGUUUUUAGUGUUUUGUUAUUGCAAUUAAACGAUGUUCGUUUUUUUAAUUAAUAAUAGUUUCUCUUAUACAUACAUAUAUACUUUACAAUGACAUGCAUUUCAAUAACUGAACAAGCCUAUCUAGAAUUGUAGAUCUUUGCCUUUCCCUUCUCUAAAUCCAAAUCCUUGCUUUUGAUUUGUCUGUUUGACCAAAAAAGAUGCCUUCUUUAUAUAAAAAUUAUUAUUAAUUUUUUUUUUUUCUGUAUGGAAUCCCUCCUUGACAUCCCUAUUUAAUUUGGUGAAUUGAACAUAUACAUACAUCCAUGCCCCUUUAUUAGUUACAUACAUACAUUUUUAUGUGGAUAAAAUCAGCAGUCAUUAAUUUAAUAUUAAAAAUAAUGUUUGUCUAGAUUUAAAUUAAAUUAAUUACAAUAAAAUGGAAAAAAUGGAGGAAAUGUAUAAUGAAA